This is a messenger RNA of Leptopilina boulardi, 1688 nucleotides long. RefSeq lists its product as uncharacterized. The transcript has 4 exons. Bases 308 to 1306 code for a protein of 332 amino acids. Lineage: Eukaryota; Metazoa; Arthropoda; Insecta; Hymenoptera; Figitidae. The record is from RefSeq and is a predicted model, not a curated record.
CAAAGAAUCGAAUGUGAUGAUGUAGUUUCAUGAACUCAAUCAACAUGAGAGUGUUGAUCGUAAUCAAGUGUCCGUUAAAGUAAAGCAAAAAAAAAAAAGGAAAAAAAAAAAAUUAUUAUCAAAAAUGAUGAAAAAAUUUACAAGUGAUUUUUUCAAUUGGCAAAAAUUUUUAAUCAAUCAUUAGAGUUUUAUUUGUGAAAGUUUUUUCUUUUUUUUUUCUUUUAGUGAUUCCACACACACCAAAUUUUUUUUUAAGCUUUAUAAUUAAUGAAGUACAGAAGAGACUGGAGAUUGGGACGAGAGUAAGAUGAGAUUAAAAAAAAUUGGUUCAUCACUUUGGAUGAUAAUGAUGCCAUUGUUGCCAUUGCACACAAUCAACGCGAUUGACAAGGAAUCGAGUGACGUUUAUUUAAAAACAGUAAUGAACGAACUACAAACAUUUAAUAAUCCUGUCUUUCAUAAUAAUCUGAUUAAUAAUAAUAAUAAUUUAAAUAAUAAUCGAAAUAAUUAUAAUAAUAAUAAUAAUCAGAACGAAAUCUCAUCAAAUCAUCUUUCUCAUUCAAUGUCAAUUUCAUUUCAAAAUGGACAAAAAAAUGUCAAUAGUAUUCACCAUCGUUAUUGGAAAACUAAACCGGAUUAUUAUCAUCAAUUUGAUUACAAUCGAUAUCCUGGUAAUCAAAUUUCUAUUAAGAAAAUUGAUAAUGAUUUUCUUCCAAUCGCCACCGACAAUCAGGAAAUUGUGUUGCGACCCCAAAUGAUUAAUAAUAAAUCAUGGAAGGAAGAACCACUUGGAAUGACAAAAAUUCAAUUAGCUGCAAUGUAUGAAAAUGCAUUAAAAAAAGGUUCACCUGUGGGACUUGUACCACUACUCACGAAUUCUAUUUCUUCACAAGGAAAAACACCGCGUGUCACAUCAAAUCAACUAGAAAUACCCACAUCACCACAAUAUAGUUACUAUUUUUUUCCCCUUCAAUCAUUUGGAAAUGAACUUAGAAAUAAUUAUGGCUACAAAACAAUACCUGACAACGUAAUGCAAGAUACAAAAAUAAUGGAAACAAAUAAAGAAAUGACAAAUCCAUUAUUUGUGGCUGUUAGCAGUUUUAUUGGUAUGGCUUUAUUAUUUAUGAUGGGUGUUUUGUUAUUUCCUCAAGUGAAAAAUUUUGUCCCGAGGGAACAACGGGAAAACGAUUUACUACUUCAAUUGACGACAUUUGUCCUUGAAGCUGUCGAUAGUCGAAAUAAUCGAUUCACACAGGGACGUAGUGGGAAAAAUUUCAACCAUCGUAAACAUAAUAUUCAAAGAUAAGAAAAAUAAUUUUUUUUUUUUUUUUUUUUAAAGACGAAAUCUCACAAAAUAGCGUUAAAAAAUGCCAAAUUUUAAUUUUUAAAUUACUAUUAAUUAUAAUUUAAUAAUAAAAAUUGUACGCGAAACAUUUUUUUUAUAAUUAAAAAAAAUACAAACACACUUUGAAUAAAAAUUCCCUAGUUUAAUACAGGGGCGUAUGCAAGGGAGACGGAAGUUUCUACACACGCCCCUGAAAUAACUGUCCAAAUUCAAAAUUUAAAACCGUUGAUAUAAAAUUAUAAAAUAGGGAGAAUUUCCAAUAUUUUCCUUCUGAAAUAAGAAAUGUUAAUAAAAUUAAAUUCCAAUGUAUUCGAUUUGAAAUAAAAAUGAUAAAAAAAAUCAA